This is a messenger RNA of Mytilinidion resinicola, 366 nucleotides long. RefSeq lists its product as uncharacterized. NCBI's taxonomy places the organism in Eukaryota, Fungi, Ascomycota, Dothideomycetes, Mytilinidiales, Mytilinidiaceae. The transcript has a single exon. The record is from RefSeq and is a predicted model, not a curated record. The annotation marks the transcript as partial.
AUGCCUUCCCUCAAAGACAUCAACUGCUCUAUCGAGCUCGCUGGUUCGUAUGAGAAGCUCCACGAAUAUGGAGUUACCUACAGCGAUGGAGUCGUCGAAGCCUACAUUCCGAUCCCGACGAAUCCGAAACCCUUCACUGUACACCUCACCACAUCGGGGUAUAUCGCACCUGGUCUCGCCAUGUUUGUAUACAUAGACGGUGUCUACCAGUGCAACCGUAAUCGGCAAGGCCUCAUCAUUCCGGACGGCACUGUGUCAUUGGAUCGUACACUUGUCGACUUUCGUGUCCGCCAGAAAGAGGAGACGCGCUCAGAUGGAAGAUUCCUCGGCCGUGAGUGGAGCUUCGAAAAGCUCAAUGUUGGUAAA